ACGCCAACAUACAUCAUCCCACAAUCCUAUCCUAUCCAAUCCUUCCCUCCUUCACUUUCUCUGAUCUUCUUUCUUUGCCUUCGCUCGCUUUUCAUUUUUUUUCUUAGGAAAAACAAAAAAGAAAUGGCUAAUAAUUUGAUGCGUGCCGUUCAAUACAGUAAAUAUGGCGGAGGAGCCGAUGAUUUGAAGCAUGUUGAAGUUCUGAUUCCCAGCCCAAAAAAGGAUGAAGUUCUGAUCAAAUUAGAGGCAGCUAGUAUUAACCCAAUCGACUGGAAAAUACAGGAAGGGGUAGCCCGCCCAUUUUUACCUCGCAAAUUCCCCCACAUUCCUGGCACCGAUGUAGCAGGAGAAAUCGUACAAGUUGGAUCAGGAGUCCAAAGUUUCAAAGUUGGGGAUAAAGUUGUUGCCGUACUUGGUAAUGGAGGUGCACUAGCUGAAUAUGCUGUGGCUAAGGAAGGUUCCACAGUUCCAAGGCCUCCAGAGGUAUCAGCCCCUGAAGCUGCAGCUUUGCCAAUUGCUGGCCUCGCAGCUCACCAGUCUCUCACCCAGCUUGCUGGGCUCAAACUCGAUGGAACCGGUCCGCAAGUAAAUGUCCUUGUUACCGCUGCUUCAGGUGGUGUAGGUCAAUAUGCGGUUCAACUCGCAAAGCUUGCAAAUGCACAUGUGACAGCCACAUGUGGGGCUCGUAAUAUGGAUUUAGUCAGGAGCUUGGGGGCUGAUGAGGUUCUUGACUACAAAACUCCUGAUGGGGUGGCUCUCAGGAGCCCUUCUGGUCGCAAAUACGAUGUAAUCAUUCAUUGCGCACACAACAUUCCUUGGUCUACCUUUGAGGCUAACUUGACUUCAAAAGGAAAGGUAGUAAAUACCACUCCUGGUAUCUGUACUGUGAUGAGUGCUGCUGCGAAAACGAUUAAAUGCUCGAAGAAGCAACUCAUACCCUUGUUUACCUCACCUAAGAAAGAGAACCUUGAUUUUCUUGUUAAUUUGGUGAAAGCAAGAAAGCUUAAGCCAAUAAUCGAUUCAAAGCAUCCUCUAAGUAAGGCUGAAGUGGCUUGGGCCAAGAGCAUUGAUGGCCAUGCCACUGGCAAGAUUCUUGUGGAGCCCUAGUUUAGUUGAUGCAUACACUAAUUUUAUAAUUUUUCAGUGAGUUCGGUUGCUUAUGAGCCAUCUGUAUAUGUUGGUAUGUGAGGAGUUUUUUUUCAACUAUGUUGUGUGUGAUGUAAUGUUAUUGAGCAUUGUGUCUUGUUAUGAAAUUUAUUUAUUGAUUUUUUGUUUUA
This is a messenger RNA of Gossypium raimondii (Peruvian cotton), 1277 nucleotides long. Its product is annotated as chloroplast envelope quinone oxidoreductase homolog. NCBI's taxonomy places the organism in Eukaryota, Viridiplantae, Streptophyta, Magnoliopsida, Malvales, Malvaceae. Gene Ontology annotation, molecular function: oxidoreductase activity. The coding region runs from base 124 to 1107 and encodes 327 amino acids. The transcript is spliced from 4 exons. The record is from RefSeq and is a predicted model, not a curated record.